Messenger RNA from Paramecium sonneborni, 907 nucleotides. The record is from the annotation of a GenBank genome assembly. NCBI's taxonomy places the organism in Eukaryota, Ciliophora, Oligohymenophorea, Peniculida, Parameciidae.
UUAUGUAACAAGAAAGCAUAUACAAUUUAAUUCCUAAAGAGUAUGUUCCUCCUCCAAAAGAGCCUAUGUAUAGAUCUGCAUAUCCAUCAAAUCUUGUUCCUACAUCAAGCACUUUUAAUAAUCAUACAACAAGCCGACCAAAAGUACCUUUGUCUGUUAUCUUUAAAGAUUAACAAUAUUAAUGGAGAAUUUGAAUUAGUAAAAGGUCCUCAUUCUCACAAAGGGCAAUCAAACUCUCUCGGUAGACCAAAAGGUAAAUUAAAUUAAAUGAUAAGAUAGGUUCAUAUAAACCUGAUACUACAAUGUUUAGAUUAAAGAAUACAGGAACUAUGGGAUCAAAUUAAUUACCUGAAAGUAUCAAAAAUUUAUUAUAAUUAGUUUAAUCUUAUAAAUAUCCACCUUCUAUUAAACCAAAUGUUCCAAAAAAGGAUGAGAAACCAAUACAUGGUUUAAAAUCAAAUAAAAAUUAUAUAAUAACGAAUGCUGUUGAAAACAUCUUAUCAGCACCAAAAUAAAUAGUUGAUGAUGUAGCUUGGACUUCAAAAAAAGAUUAUGGAAAAGUUCCAGAUUAUUUAACAAAAAUUAAAUAAAGCAUUUCAAGUGAAUAUGAAAUUAUUAGAAAUAUGCAUAUUAGUGAAGCAGAGGAAAUGGAUAAGCAAAAAUAUCUUUUGUCUUUGGAAGAAGUACAAUAAUUAAAAGAAGGACUAAAAAAGAAAUGGGAAUCAGUCAAUAAAGAAUAUUAAUCAAUUACUCAUAUUAGAAUGAUAGAUACUGUUGGUUUAAAAAGAAAGUAAAUAUAAUCAUGAUUAUUACAAGGAAGGAAUAAUGUGAAAAAGAAUUAGCUUAAUUGGAGAAAGAUAUAGAAAAAUUAAAUAAGAAUUAUGUAUUCGUGGAUACAUAAAAAUGA